This is a messenger RNA of Cryphonectria parasitica EP155, 530 nucleotides long. RefSeq lists its product as uncharacterized. NCBI's taxonomy places the organism in Eukaryota, Fungi, Ascomycota, Sordariomycetes, Diaporthales, Cryphonectriaceae. The record is from RefSeq and is a predicted model, not a curated record. The transcript is spliced from 2 exons. The coding region runs from base 40 to 375 and encodes 111 amino acids.
GCAAGCAAAAGCAGAGCACCACUUCACUCACCCUUCAUUAUGCGUGUCUUCACUUCCCCUCUCGCGGUCCUCGUCUCGGCGGUGGCCUUGAGCGCCGCAUUUCCUCUUCGCGCACCUCUCUGGCUUCGCACAUCUCUUGCUACAAGAGGUGCCAAUAUUGAUGGUGCUGCCGUGCUGCCGGCCCUGGAAGUCAAGAAUAAACGUGAGGCAGAGGCGGAUUGCGAAGAGGGAGACAUGGACAUGGAGACUGACACGGCCGCGGGCGUCAGGGCCUUGAACUUCAAGAGAGGCGAUGGUUCGGCAGUCAAUGACGAGACUGACGCUCCCGGUGUGGUUCCGGCUUUGGAGUUCAAGGACAAACGUACCUCUGAGUAGGACUAUGGCAAAGAAGACAUGAUCUUAUUGAGGGAUGGUGUCGCCAUGCGUCUUAUUAAUGAAUUGGAUCACACGAGUCACAGGGCAAUGCGAGCAGUACAAUUUACGUGGGAUUCACAAAGAAUAAAGACUAUGUAUGGGAUGACAUCUUCUUC